Molecule: messenger RNA, 3231 nt
Organism: Symbiodinium sp. CCMP2592
Lineage: Eukaryota; Dinophyceae; Suessiales; Symbiodiniaceae
Source: the annotation of a GenBank genome assembly
AUGGGGGCGACGGGUGUGCAGUGGCCCAUCGUCGAGGCGUAUCUAUCGGGUGGUCGGCGAGCAAAGAAUCUUCGCAACGCGAUCGGGAAGUUCAAUAUCGUCUGGUCGAGCGCGAUUGUGCUUGUGUACUGGAUGAUGGCGCCGCUGCUGGAGAAAAAUCCGUUCCUGAUUGUUUCGCUGCUUGGUGGGUUGCAUGUGAUUAUCGCGUUCUUUAUCGCGCAGCUUCCCAAUGAGCCGGCAAAGCAUGUGGAGGAGGAUCACGAGCCGCACCCACCGGUGUAUGUGCCAUUGCUGCGCGUGUUCCGGAUGAUGUUGAUAGCGAGUUAUGUGAUCUUGUCUGUCAUGAUCCCGCUGAUGCCGAGCAUCGAGGCAAGACUGGGACUUGAUGAGCUCUGGUGGACACCGAUCGCGAGCACCUGGCUCACGGUGCGUGUGGUAUUUUUCCUUGUGUUUGAGCGUUGGCACGGCUGGCACGGGCACUGGUGGACGCCUUGGCUCGGGAUGAGUGCGAUGAUUCUUGGAUUCGCGCUCGCGAUGCUCGCACCGACGAUUGGACUUCCGAAUGCCGAGGGAUUGAAUGUUGUCGGUGUCGUACUGCUCGUUGCUGGACUGUCUCUCGCUGGAGUGGGGAUCGCGGCGACUUAUUACGGCGCUCUCUACUACGCGAUGGCGGUCGGCAACGCGGAUGUGGAUGCGGGCGGAAAGCAUGAGGCUCUGAUAGGGGUCGGAUACACCGUUGGACCUUUGUGCGGAUUGUUCGGUGGGAUGAUGACCGAUGGACCUGCUGGAGUGAUCGGGAUCACGAGUAUGGUGGUGCUGAUGAUGGCGUACACCCAAUGUGGGUCAACACGGUUCGGACUGUCCGAUACCAUGCGUGCGUACCCAAGUUUGGUGCUCGAUCGCUUGUUUUGGUCUAUUCAGCCGAUCCACGAUGCAGUUCUGUACCUUUUGAUUGGGUCUUUCAACGGAGUUCACAUGAAGCCAACCAAAUCCAUUCUUCUCGCGGUCCUCGGGACCACACUCGGUCUGAGCACGCUCCCGGCGAUUUCUGGGACUCCGACCGAGACUCCUAUCACUCCGACUCCGCAAAUGGUGUGGGACAAAGCGUUGCAGGGGGAAGAUUCUGGGAUCGCGGAUCUACUGACUCCUGAUCUUUGGAUGAGCAGCGCGGAUGCGGACUUCACCGAUGCGCUGGCGCUGCUGCAGCAGAACAUCGUGAAGCGUGAACAGACACGCGGAGAAUCAAUUGAUGAGGCGAACGAGACGCUCGAUGAGCAUCUGGCCAAGUUUGACGAGAACGGUUCGUACAUCGAGCUUUCCAAAGCACUCAGCGCCGCGGUCGCGUUGCAACUGCUCUAUGACAACGAGGAUGUCUUCUUCUCGGAUGAGAAGAUCUCGCGAUUGAUUGAUCAGUCGAUCGAGGCCGCGAAAAAAGCGGAAUCGAAGGGUGAUUGGUUGAUCGCUUCGGAGCUGUUUUACCGGCUCGAUGCGAUCCACGAUCAAACGGGAACCUUCAAGGACGAUGUCGAUCGUCUGACGCGUCGUUUGACGAUGAUCCGUCUGUAUGUUCCGGAGCGAUUGUGGGAGCUGCGCAAUGAGCGCCGGCUUGCGGAAGAGCUUGAUGGGCUUCCUCCAUACAACUCGUACGGCGAUCUAUACACAGACAAACUCCAGGGGAUCGAUUCGAUCACGGUGCGUACAGCGAUCCAGCGUGCCGCAGCGCAGCACUUGUCGCGUCAAUCCAAGGUCGAUCCGAGUGGAGUCUCGAUGAAUGAUCUCAUCGUCGGCGGUAUCGAUGCGGUGAGCACGAUGGCGACGACCACCGAUCUGUCCGCGGCGUUUCUUGGAUUCGCGGAUGAUCGGCAGCGCUCACAGUUCAUCCGCGAGCUCGAAGCGAUCCGUGCGAAAUACGCGGACAACUCUCGUCCCGCGAGUGCAUACGACCUGCGUAGAGCGAUUGAUUCGAUCAUGUCGGCUUCGCGUGAUUCGGUGAGUGUGAUGCCUGAGGCGUUGCUGCACGAGUUUGGCAACGGAGCGAUCGCUCAGCUUGAUGCGUACACCUCGAUAAUCUGGCCCGACGAGGUCGCUCGGUUCCGACGCUCGACUCAGGGUGAGUUCAUCGGCGUUGGUAUCCGCAUCCAGCUUGAUGAGCUCCAGAACAUCACGAUUGUGACGCCGCUCGAAGGAACUCCCGCUCAGCGUGUGGGUCUGCAAGCGGACGACAUUAUUAAAAAGGUCGAUGGCAUCUCCGCGGUCGGUCUGGGACUCGAUCAAGCGGUCGAGGUCAUCACCGGUCCUCCGAACACUGAUGUCACGCUGACGGUUGAGCGCCGCAGCGAGGACGAGACUGGUGCGGAGACUCUUGAAGAGAUCGAGUUCACGAUCACACGCGCCAAGAUCGACCUGCCAUCUGUGAAGGGUUGGUCGAAGAACGGCCCUACUGAUGACGACUGGGAUUACUUCCUCGAUCGAGAUGAGGGCAUCGGGUAUGUGCGACUGACUGGAUUCACUGAGGAUACGACUCGCGACUUUGAUCGUGCGGUUGCUUCGAUGAAAGAAGAAGGACUUAACGCGCUCGUGCUUGAUCUGCGUUACAACCCAGGCGGGUUGCUUGACCAAGCGGUCCAGUUGUCGUCGCGAUUCGUUCCGCAUGGGAUGGUUGUGAAGACUGUCGAUGCCGCGGGGAUCACGCAGGAUCGUCAGGAUGUCCGCUCUGUGAAUCCGAAGUACUCGGUGCGGGAUAUCCCGGUCGUGGUCCUCAUCAACGAGGGUUCUGCUUCAGCAUCUGAGAUUGUCUCCGGAGCGAUCCAAGCGGGCGCACACAAAGGCAAGAACAAGGCGCUCGUCAUUGGCGCUCGAUCAUUUGGCAAGGGAUCGGUGCAGAAUGUGUACAUGCUCCCAGGCGGUUUGUCGGCGAUGAAACUGACGACACAGCACUACCAGAUCGAUUCGCCUCGCAUGAUCCACAAGAUCCCUGGCGCGACGGAAUGGGGGAUUGAGCCGGAUCUGCACGUAGAGAUGCUCCCGAGCCAAUCCGCGGAGGCGUUGCUGCUCCGGAGGGAUGCGGAUAUCUUCCCGAUCGAUCAGUUUGGCAACGAGAUUGUCGAUGCUGAGCGUCCUGAUCCGUCGACAUUGAUCAGCGACGGGAUCGACCUCCAGGUGCAGACGGCUCUUGUGCUUCUCCAAUCGCAGGUCCAGGAUUCGAUCGCGAAAACGACGAUGAAGGAUUGA